UUAUGGCUUAGCCUGGUCCUCUCAUCCAUCCGCGCAGUGGGUUUCCAUUACUAACCUCGCCAAUGAUCAAAUGAAACGUGAAAUGGGCUAUUCUGAAGCCCCGAGGUCCAGAUGGAUCGAUAUGUAAGCCAAGGGCAGAGCUAGGGCUCUGUGAAUCGAAGCACACUGGCCUACUUCGUUGCUGGAGACCUUCUGUCUAGAAGCAAUUCCUACUAUGGCUGGCUGGAUUUCAGCCAGCCCAGCUUGGGCCGGCGCGGCUGCUUUAAGAGAGGGGCGGGGCCCGGCGCAGGCGAGGCAGGGCCUGCCCACAAGGCUGCUUUUCCUUUUUGAUCCAUUCAAAAAUUACUCAUUGCAAAUUCCCGGACAGCUCGGGGAGGAGAAGCUGGGGGGGCGGAGGACAGAGAAGGCUGCAGCGGCGCAACGCUGGGACUCCCGGACCCCGCGGGCUGAGGUCGGACCUGCAGCAGCCACCGGCCCGCGCCGAGCUCCAGUGGCCUCUCCAGGAAGCGUCAGUCUCCGCCCGGAGAUCUGGGAGCGCCGCCCCCGCCGUCCUCUCGGGACCCCCGGCUCAGGCGCGCGGGCGAUGGGCGGCCGCUGAGCGGGCACUCGGCAUCGCGACCCCAGCCCUCGGCAUGGCUGCGCGCGAGGAGCUGUACAGCAAAGUCACUCCGCGCCGGGAUCGCCUGCAGCGCCCGGGCACCGUCAAGCAUGGGUCGGCGCUGGACGUGCUCCUGUCCAUGGGCUUCCCCCGCGCCCGCGCACAAAAAGCUCUGGCAUCCACGGGAGGAAGAAGCGUUCAGGCAGCAUGUGACUGGUUGUUCUCCCAUGUCGGUGACCCUUUUCUGGAUGACCCCCUGCCUCGGGAGUAUGUCCUCUACCUCCGCCCAACGGGGCCAUUAGCCCAGAAGCUCUCUGACUUCUGGCAGCAGUCCAAGCAGAUCUGCGGGAAGAACAAAGCUCACAACAUCUUCCCCCACAUCACCCUCUGCCAGUUCUUCAUGUGCGAGGACAGCAAGGUGGAUGCUUUGGGGGAAGCCCUGCAGACUACUGUCAGUCGGUGGAAGUGUAAGUUCUCGGCCCCGCUGCCCCUGGAGCUGUACACCUCCUCCAAUUUCAUCGGGCUCUUCGUGAAGGAAGACAGCGCAGAGGUCCUCAAGAAGUUCGCAGCUGACUUUGCUGCAGAGGCUGCGUCCAAAACAGAAGUGCACGUGGAACCUCAUAAGAAGCAGCUGCACGUGACGCUGGCCUACCACUUCCAAGCCAGCCACCUACCCACCCUAGAGAAGCUUGCCCAGAACAUCGAUGUCAAGCUAGGGUGCGACUGGGUGGCCACCAUAUUCUCUCGGGAUAUCCGAUUUGCUAACCAUGAGACGUUACAGGUGAUCUAUCCCUAUUCACCUCAGAAUGAUGACGAGCUGGAGUUGGUCCCAGGGGACUUCAUCUUCAUGUCUCCUAUGGAACAGACCAGCACCAGUGAGGGCUGGAUUUAUGGCACCUCUCUGACCACUGGCUGCUCUGGGCUGCUUCCCGAGAACUACAUUACCAAGGCUGAUGAGUGUAGCACCUGGAUCUUCCAUGGUUCCUACUCCAUCUUAAAUACGGUAUCAUCCAGCUCACUCACGUUUGGUGAUGGGGCAUUAGAGAGGCGGCAGUAUGAGGAUCAAGGACUUGGGGAGACAACACCCCUCACUAUCAUCUGCCAGCCCAUGCAGCCCCUGAGAGUCAACAGUCAGCCUGGACCCCAAAAGCGAUGCCUCUUUGUGUGUCGGCAUGGGGAGAGGAUGGACGUUGUGUUUGGGAAGUAUUGGCUAUCCCAGUGCUUUGAUGCCAAAGGCCGCUACAUACGCACCAACUUGAACAUGCCUCAUAGUUUACCUCAGCGGAGCGGCGGUUUCCGGGAUUACGAGAAAGAUGCUCCAAUCACCGUGUUUGGGUGUAUGCAAGCAAGAUUAGUGGGUGAAGCCUUGUUAGAAAGUAACACCGUUAUUGAUCAUGUGUAUUGUUCACCAUCCCUACGCUGCGUUCAGACUGCACAUAAUAUAUUGAAAGGUUUACAACAAGACAAUCACUUGAAGAUUCGGGUCGAGCCGGGCUUAUUUGAAUGGACAAAGUGGGUUGCUGGGAGCACAUUACCAGCAUGGAUACCUCCAUCAGAGUUAGCUGCAGCCAACCUGAGUGUUGAUACAACCUACAGACCUCACAUUCCAGUCAGCAAAUUGGUGAUUUCAGAAUCCUAUGACACCUACAUCAAUAGGAGUUUCCAGGUGACAAAAGAGAUAAUAAGUGAAUGCAAAAGUAAAGGAAAUAACAUUCUGAUUGUGGCCCAUGCAUCUUCCCUUGAAGCAUGUACCUGCCAGCUCCAAGGCCUAUCCCCGCAGAACUCCAAGGACUUCGUACAAAUGGUCCGGAAGAUCCCAUACCUAGGCUUCUGUUCCUGCGAGGAAUUGGGAGAAACUGGAAUAUGGCAACUGACAGACCCACCCAUCCUUCCCCUUACCCAUGGACCCACUGGGGGCUUCAACUGGAGAGAGACCCUCCUGCAAGAAUAAGCUGCCUGAGAGAUGGGAAGAACUGGCCUUUUGCAGUAGCAGUGGGAAAAGCCCACACUGCAUUCAAAGCAGACAGCUCAGAAUCAUUUAGCAUAUUUCUUUUCGUGCUUAGGGGACGGUGAGAUUGUGUCAAUGAGAGAAAGUCGUGAUUCAGAGGGAGAAUAAAGAGAAUCCAUCUCUCUGGACGUGCCUAGCUAACAAGGCUUUGGAGAACUGUCUUCCUAAGCUGAAGCACCUGCUGCAGCAGAAACUACCAUCCUCCUUCAGGCUGUGCAUGGCUAAAGAGCCUCCUCCUCCUCUCAGAGAGCCGUUCCCAUCCUCCAGAGGUGUGUAAGAGGAAGGACUGUGUCUGGAAUCCAGCUGGGGAGAGGCGAGUCUUCUGUGCUCCGUUUGCUUGCGAGUUAGGCAAAGCCACACUGUGAGGAGCGCUUCGAUGGUUGUGAGGAACCAUAAGAGAAGCCCUGUGUCAGACAGCAGAUUCUACUCCCAGCAGACUCCAUUCAUUAGCGUGCAAGGCACCUGCUUGAGGUCUCCCAACAUUCACCCUGGUACCAGAGCACCCCUUGAUCUCCAGAGCAGCCUGGCCCUUCAUGCUUCUAUCUGUGAAAUGGGGGAGAACAGCCCUUUUGCUCACCCAAGUGCGUUGAGAUACUCAGGAGGGGAUCAAGAGAACAAGUGAGGUGUUGAAUGGGAGGUGCAGCGACUUGAAGAAUGUUAAUCAAGUUGAAGUUCCCCCUGUGAUGGCCGGAUGAACUGUGAAGUCCCCAAGCCUGCCUGAACCAGGACAUGUCUUUCCACCCAGGCUCUAGACUGCGUUAAGCAGUUAAGGAGAUUGACAUUUGGAAGGAUGUAUGUUCGAUUCACUAUUUGGAUCAGAAAAAACAAAACAACAACAAAAAAAACAAACAACAGCAACAACAAAAAAUUCCAGUGCAAUAUAGAUAUUUUUAGGAACUAUACCGAGGGUCAGGUUGUUGGUCACAUACAGGCCACGUCCACUGUAGCAGAACGUCCAUAGGUUAGCCAGUUUUAGGUUGUCUAGGAAGCCCAGGGACUAAUGUGAAUGGUGACAGUCACAACUGCACUGCUUCUUUUGCUGCCCUCUUUGCUUUUCUAUGGUAAUUUAAAACAGAUGGGAGGGAGGACCACUUGAAGGAAGCUGGAGAGUCAGAGCCCAUCUGUGGGCUCUCACCACACCUACUUCCUGUAUUUAGAGAGAGUAUGUGUAUUUAAAAGAAGAAUAAACGACAAUCAAACUAAAAUAUCCCUUAUCAAUGUCUAUUUAAUUGUGUAUUCGGAUAGCCAUUAGGGCCACAGACCAUUAGGGCCCAGUUCAUUGUGUAGCAUGUGUGUGCAAACUGAAACCCAGGCCACUGAGAAGGAACACUGAUGUAAAACAAAUGUGUCAUCGAAACAUUACAUUGUAACAACCAGACGUACACCUGUGGCUGUAUGUGCAUGUAUGUCUUAGUCUUAGGUAUUCAGGUAAAUGUAUCACUUUGAUUGGGCUGUAUUCCAUUGUCCUUAAUCCAAUGUAGACCGUGCCCUGGGCAAUUGUCUACAGAGCCAGAAAGGGCAGAAUCUGAAGUAACAUUCUGAAGAACUUAAGUGGAAAACAGAAAAGUUUGAUUCUCCAAAUUGCUUAUCAAAAUGGCUGGGUAAUCUGAACUCAGUUAACAUCUUAUUGCACACUGGUCUAUUAAAAAGAAUUAAAGAUUGGGUCCAGCUGAGCAGUCUUGGGAAUCACACUGAAUCUGUACGUAGAAAUAUCUGGAUCAUCAGAUUUCAUAUGCAUACAAAAAGUCUCUGCUGCCAGUAGACCCUGAGUUGAGGCUAGCUCUUUUCAAUCUGCAGCUCAUGCUAACUCAGAUGAUUCCUGGAAGAAGGAAUGACUCAGGGACAGGAAUAAUAUUUUUUUUACAACCUGCUUCCCCUGACCCCCAUUUUUUUUCUUUUUUCGGUAAGCAUUGGCAAAUCAUCUAGAAUAUUUCAAGGGAGAUGAAAUUAGUGGAAGGGUUUCAUGUGGGAUUACAAGUCCAAACAGUGUCCUGCUUCACCAAGUGUAUACAUGCUCUAGUAUUAUUCCCAGGUAAGACUUUGUCCCUGUGAUUUCUGUGUGUCUGACUGGAAUAAUUGGUGCAUGUUAAUACACACACUGAAGCUGUCCUUUUCCCAGGCUCUUCUCGCUGCUGCUUGGCCUUGAGGGGCCCUUUGCUUCACCCUGGGGCGCCAGUAACAUUCAGAUAAUAGUGUCUUUCCCUUUGCAUUCAGAUUCAUGCAGCCUGAAUGGCUCAUUAAGUGGCCCUCUGAUGGCUGAAAGAGAGGGUUAUUUUUUUUUUUUUACCCUGUAAUGAAAGGCUUGGGAGACUUUCUGCUUUUCGUUUUAAUUAUACUUUAACCAAAGAGUUGUUUUUAAAGUAACCUUAUAUUUGAAAGAUGAUUUUGCAAAUAAAUAAAUAAAAAUAAAAAUAAGAAGUAUGCCUUCUGGAGCCCUGUGGGUUUGGUAAGUCGCUGAUGAUCAUUUUCUUGCCAGUUCUGUCUGGAAUCCAUAUAGAUGGUAUCCUGCUGUGUGUAGCACUGCCCUGGAUGUAUCCUUUCCACUCUGCAAUGUGUAUUCCUGUGAAAAUGAACUCUUACUUCAAUUAUCUGAUGUCAUGGGGAACUCACUGGCAACAGGAAGAGAAGUUGCUAUCUCAUUGCCUUUGUAGAAAACUUGGUUUCUGUGCUCCAAGAACAGAAUUCCUCUGUAACCUAGGCACUGGGUUUAAUUUCAAAGCGGUGAAGAAUUGCUCUUUUGAAUCUACUCUCAGUAUAUUCAUGUGUUAGAAUGCAGAUGAGCCUCCCACCGAGCUUCACAGGCAUCUGCACAGUCAACUGUACCAAAUCUGCACAAAGUUGGAUAAUGAGACUCCUGGAGAUUUGCAUUUAAAUUGUCUAACCCGGCACAUGCACGUGAGGAGAGGAAAAAAGGGAGUCUAGUCGGAUGAGCCUGUGCCCUGUUGUCAAAGGGAUGGGACUGGUAAGGAGGGCAGGGGACAGCCUGACUUAACAUCUAUUUAGGGGGUGUCCAUGUUACAAAGGUGAUGGGGGUGGAGCUGUGAGGUGCUCUUCAUCAUUACACACGACUAGAAUUGGAUUGGCUUUUGUAACUCUUCACUAUUGAUUGCUGGGAGACUGACUGUAGGCAUUGCCGCUCAAUGCAAAAGAAAUAGCUGGGCUGUUACAUGCAUCUAGUUAUUAGGUUUGCUCUGUGUAGGUUGAAGACGUAGAGUCAUUAGUAGUCAGACAAUAUACAGUCAGUCCUCACAAAUAUUUGCCUGCUACUCCCUAGCCACCAUUCCUUGCACAGAAAUCUUGCAGCUGUUCAACUAUUCCUGGAACUCUGUAUGUGAUACAUGUGUUAAAUGGAAACAAUGUAUACUGGUUCUUUGGUUGCUACCAAGAUGGAAAUGACAUCCCAGAGCCUUUGACUUAGGAGUACACCACACUGAACCGGCUGUGUUAGGAAGGCAUGGCAGUCUCUUUCUCAUGCGUGAGACUUUUGUGUCUCUUUUUUUUUUUCUAUAUGAUUUGGAUGUAUUUAUUUGGGGAAAAAGUUUGUAAUUAUAAGAGUAGAAAACCACACCUAGCUAUACUGCCAACUUCCUUGUAUGCUCCUCAUGGCAUUCGUGCUUCCACAGCUGAGAAGCUGAUCUCCCCGAUAGAGCUAUGGCAGCUUUGUGAUUAGUUCCUUGCGUCCCAGGACCAUAUGCACUGACAUGGUUCACAGAUGACUUAAUAAAAAGAAACUGUGUCCUCAGUUGACCCAG
Messenger RNA from Mastomys coucha (southern multimammate mouse), 6358 nucleotides. RefSeq names its product ubiquitin associated and SH3 domain containing B (gene Ubash3b). Bases 633 to 2549 code for a protein of 638 amino acids. The transcript is spliced from 14 exons. NCBI's taxonomy places the organism in Eukaryota, Metazoa, Chordata, Mammalia, Rodentia, Muridae. Gene Ontology annotation, cellular component: cytoplasm. Gene Ontology annotation, molecular function: protein binding; protein tyrosine phosphatase activity. The record is from RefSeq and is a predicted model, not a curated record. Gene Ontology annotation, biological process: negative regulation of bone resorption; regulation of release of sequestered calcium ion into cytosol; negative regulation of protein kinase activity.